Miscanthus lutarioriparius is the source of this 1227-nucleotide messenger RNA. Lineage: Eukaryota; Viridiplantae; Streptophyta; Magnoliopsida; Poales; Poaceae. The record is from the annotation of a GenBank genome assembly.
AUGGCGGCGGGGGCGGGGGCGGGGCCGUACGAGGAGAUGCUGCAAGUGGUGGAGGCGUGCGCGGCCCGGAUCCGGUGGCGCCUCCGCCCAGCUUCCAAGCGCCGCCUCCUCAACGAUAUCCUGUUUCUCUGCACCGGGUUGCGGCCUGUGGUUCUGGUUGACUAUGGUGGCACAAUGCCUCAGCUACAAGAAGAUCUCUGUAGCCUGCUGCAUCAUGCCCAGCAGGAAACAAGCAUAUUGAAUCCACUCCGGGUGAUGAUUAUUGGAGAUAUGCUUUACUUAAUCCAUGUUAAAGGACUUGCUGAACAUGCAUUACCAAACACAAGGUCGCAGCAACGGCUAGCUUUCGUGGACCUAGAGAAAAGAUGUUGCAGUCUGCUUACAACCAUAGAAGACAAUGACACUGUGCUGGAGCUUGUAUCUAUACAAGAUCAAUUCGCAGCCAAAUUUCCUGUAGAUCUGUCUGUUGUUGGACCUGAAAUAACAAAGCAAAUGUCAGGAAUUCCACAGAGUACUGUUGAUGCAGAGUGCACCGACAAUCACGUUGAGGACAGGACCUUAUUGGUUGUUGAUCUGAGUACCUUCCUUGAGAACACGCAAAUUGCCUUGCCUUCUCUGAAUGGGUGGCUUUUAGGUUAUCCAGUAACAUAUUUGUUCCGCAAUGCAAGUUUUGAGGCGGGCAUACAGAAUAUCUCAAGGCACUCUCUGCAUAUCUACCGAGUAUAUGUGUGCAGAAGUUAUCGGUCAGUUGGCAAACAAUCAGAAGGGGAACUGAUGAGUUUUUCAGUUCCUUGUGGCUCGAGCACGAAGCGUGAUGAAGAAGUAUGGGCCAAAUCGUUUAUAGCUCGCAUGAAUGAGAAGCUCAGGCGAUGCAACCAAGUCUGGGCAUCCAUAAGGCUAGAGGUCGAGGUUUUCCAGAGCCAGUCGCAGGUCAAAGGUCAUUGUAAUGGACGUGGAAUCACGCCCAGCAUCUUGCCGGAGACUUGGAAGCAAGAGACUGAAGAAGCCCAAUACUCGAGUCACCGGCCCAGAAUGGACCUCCAAGUCACCAUGAAGGUUGAGGAGCAAUUCGCUCUCAUCCUCACCAAGCUGGAUGAGCAAUCCAAGGAGACCUCGGAAGGGAAUCGUCGGAUCAACGAGGUCCAUGCUUCUGUUGAGGAUCUCAAGCUGGCGAAGGAUGAUUUCGAGCGUUGGCAGCCGAAGGUGACUUUUGCUGGCAGCGGUUAG